UUUGCCUUUGGAAGCAUGCUUUCUCCGCCUGUCCAGUUAGUCCGUCCUGGCGUUCGAGGCGCGCUGGAAGGAAUGCAGAUCCCUCUCCUCGGGGCCGGGAGGGGCGGGGCCUCUGACGUGGGCCCCGCCCACCGCAGCGCCGCCGCGCUCCGCUCGGACGCCAGCGCUCAGACCGCGCCGCUGUUGCUGCCUGCCGGGAGAGCCAUGGCCACUUUCCGCUUGGCCCUCAUCCAGCUUCACAUUUCUUCCAUCAAAUCAGAAAACGUCACUCGAGCUUGUAGCCUCAUCCGGGAAGCAGCAACACAAGGAGCGAAAAUAGUUUCUUUGCCGGAAUGCUUCAAUUCUCCAUAUGGAGUGAAAUAUUUUCCUGAAUAUGCAGAGAAAAUUCCUGGUGAAUCCACACAGAAGCUUUCUGAAGUAGCAAAGGAAUGCAGCAUAUAUCUCAUUGGAGGCUCUAUCCCUGAAGAGGAUGCUGGGAAACUCUAUAACACCUGUACUGUGUUUGGGCCUGAUGGAACUUUACUAGCAAAGUACAGAAAGAUCCAUCUGUUUGACAUUGAUGUUCCUGGGAAAAUUACAUUUCAAGAAUCUAAAACAUUGAGCCCGGGUGAUAGUUUCUCCACAUUUGAUACUCCUUACUGCAGAGUGGGUCUGGGCAUCUGCUAUGACAUGCGGUUUGCAGAGCUUGCACAGAUCUACACACAGAGAGGCUGCCAGCUAUUGGUAUAUCCAGGAGCUUUCAAUCUGACCACUGGACCAGCCCAUUGGGAAUUGCUUCAACGAGGCAGAGCUGUUGAUAAUCAGGUGUAUGUGGCCACAGUGUCACCUGCCCGGGAUGACAAAGCCUCCUAUGUUGCCUGGGGACACAGCACCGUGGUGAACCCUUGGGGAGAGGUCCUAGCCAAAGCGGGCACAGAAGAAACAAUCAUGUAUUCAGACAUAGACUUGAAGAAGCUGGCUGAAAUACGCCAGCAAAUCCCCAUUUUUAGACAGAAGCGAUCAGACCUGUAUGCAGUGGAGAUGAAAAAGCCCUAAAGUUGAUGUUUGUAAUGUGUCACAGAACAGGAAGAUAUGAUUCUGCAGCAUAAUCAACUCCCUAUUAAAUUCUUUAAUGAAGAUUUUUUUUUUAA
Messenger RNA from Callithrix jacchus (white-tufted-ear marmoset), 1130 nucleotides. RefSeq names its product nitrilase family member 2 (gene NIT2). Gene Ontology annotation, cellular component: mitochondrion. Gene Ontology annotation, molecular function: omega-amidase activity. Lineage: Eukaryota; Metazoa; Chordata; Mammalia; Primates; Cebidae. Gene Ontology annotation, biological process: L-glutamine metabolic process; oxaloacetate metabolic process. The record is from RefSeq and is a predicted model, not a curated record.